This is a messenger RNA of Anopheles marshallii, 942 nucleotides long. RefSeq names its product U3 small nucleolar ribonucleoprotein protein IMP4. Gene Ontology annotation, cellular component: Mpp10 complex; nucleolus; small-subunit processome. Lineage: Eukaryota; Metazoa; Arthropoda; Insecta; Diptera; Culicidae. Gene Ontology annotation, biological process: rRNA processing. The record is from RefSeq and is a predicted model, not a curated record. Bases 1 to 942 code for a protein of 313 amino acids. Gene Ontology annotation, molecular function: snoRNA binding; rRNA primary transcript binding. The transcript has a single exon.
AUGCUUCGCCGACAAGCACGUUUACGAAGAGAGUAUCUCUACCGGAAAGCAGUUGAAAGCAAACACAAAAUCGUACAGGAUAAAAAGGAACGAAUUAAACGGUCGCUCGAGGAACACAUACCGAUACAUGGGGACCUCAAGAAGGAUGCACUAGCGCUACAGGAAAAGCUCAAAUGGACCGACGAGGGUCCGAAACGUGCCGCAGAAUUUGGUGGUGUUAGCGGUGGAGCGAAUACGGCCGAUUCGAAGGACGACGAGUAUCGGUACGCUGGCUGCGAGGAUCCGAAGAUCAUGAUUACAACAUCGCGCGAUCCAUCCUCCCGGCUGAAACAGUUCGUCAAGGAAUUACGACUGAUUUUUCCCAAUGCGCAACGAAUGAACCGUGGUAACUUCGAAAUGAAACAACUCAUACACGCCUGCCGGGCAAACAAUGUGACCGAUUUCAUCGUGGUCCACGAACAUGGCGGCGUGCCGGACAAUCUCAUCAUCUGCCACCUGCCUUACGGUCCGACGGCAAGCUUCAACAUUUCGGGCAUCGUGAUGCGUCACGACAUUCCAGACAUUGGGACGAUGAGCGAGCAGAAACCGCACCUGAUCUUUCACAACUUCAAGACGAAGCUUGCCGAACGGACGAUGUCCAUCCUGCGAUAUCUGUUCCCGGUGCCAAAGGAAGACUCGAAACGUGUCAUGACGUUUGCAAACCAUGACGAUUUCAUCAGCUUUCGGCAUCACACCUAUCGUACGGUGGAUAAGCAGCUGGAACUGACCGAGUGUGGGCCACGGUUUCAGCUGAAGCUUUAUCAAAUCAAGUUGGGCACGCUGGACGAACUGGAUGCGGCCGAUACGGAAUGGGUUUAUCGACCGUACAUGAAUACGGCGGCAAAGAGACGCUUCCUCUCGGAUGACGAUGGUUGGCAGGAGGAUAACCAAGUGCAGGAAUAA